Messenger RNA from [Torrubiella] hemipterigena, 2691 nucleotides. The record is from the annotation of a GenBank genome assembly. Lineage: Eukaryota; Fungi; Ascomycota; Sordariomycetes; Hypocreales; Clavicipitaceae.
GGCGUAGGAAGUACACGGUACUGUGUGUACCACGUACACAAUACACCUGCUUACCUACCUGCAGCGCGUAUAUUGGGUUAUGCAAGGACAAACAAUGCACAUGUUAAUUUUAUUUUUAGCCUUUUGGCAUGCAUGUUUUUUUAGUACCCUUGCAUUAUACUGCUGUCGCUUAUAGGCGAAGAAGCCCUUGUAGACAGGCAUCACGUGUGGGUUGCUCUGCCAACAACGCGCCUACACAACAAACGACAUCUCAACGUGCGUUUGGAAUGUCAUGCAGGGGAAAGAAUCCCACAAAUUCAUUCACUCGGGCCAACGAGCAAGGGAAAACCUAUAUUUGGAUAAUUCCUUGGAUGAUUCGAUCCUCUCUCUUGCACCAACAUGGCCACUACUCCAUUGUCUCCCAGCGCCGACGAAGCUUUAAACUGCCCUACACCAGCAUCCUCUAAGCGCUACGGCGGCCAGUACGAAGUCCAAAGCUUCCGCAAGUUGUCUGUAGACAUGGACUCAAUCGACGAAGCAUCCUCCCCGAUAAACCUCGAAACCACCGACGUGCUCAACAUGUCUGAUCAAGAAAACCUCCAACCGUCCCGCAGAAGCCACAGCCGCGUCAUCUCAGGCACCGAGCUGUCCCCGCUGAAGAUUCUCAAUAGGAAGAGAAGUAGCCCGGACAGCGGCCUCGCAGAUUUGGGGGCUAUGCCUCCUCCACCGCUGCGUUGCGUGCGCAGGGUCUCGCCAGAGAAGAGAUUUCCCGUCAAAGUUAGCGGCUCCGGGGACAGCUUUGCGGCCCUGGCAGAGCACCAGCGCAAAGUCAGCUUGGAGAGCUUGCUGCAAGGUAACGAUGCUCUUAAGCAGGCUAUUGAUAUCUUUGAAGACGAGCUCUCAGCUGGAGAUAACGAUAAUGACAAUGACGCCCUAGCGGCAGAUGAGACUAUGAUGAGCACCUUUAGCACCUUUUCAGCAAUGCCAGACCUGGCAACCCUCUCCAAACUAGGACACAGUCCGGCAAAACUAUCAGGCUUGAGGGGGAUCCCUCCUCGCGUGCCGUCUGCAACGGGUUCUCGACCGUCCACAAGAGACGAGGCCAACUCGUCCAACUUGUUGAUGGACUAUACUGAUUCGCUGAGAAACCCUAGACGAUCACCAGAUAAACGUGGCACCUUGCCUGCAUCCUUUUCGACAAAUCACAAUGAAUCCACACCAAACCGAAAGACCUUGAUGGACUUUGACAUCCCGCCUAUGCCUACGCCCCGAAGCGUGCCCAGCAUCUCGGCCAGAGAGGUCGAGUCGCUCAAGUCCAGCUUCAUGUCAGAGAUUAGCUCGCUCAAGGCGUCGCUAAGCGGCAAGGAGGCCGAAGUACGCUCGCUCAAGUCUGCCGUUGGCGAUGCCGAGAAGCGCGUCGGCGAAACCAUGGAGCAGUUCCGCGACGAACAAGCCCUCAAGGAGCAGCUGAGCCACGAGAAGGAGGACUGGGAGAACCGCAGCCGUGAGCUGGAGCGUGUGCUGAGCCAAGCCAGAAACGACAUCGAGGCUAGUCACCAGGAGCGAGAGGACCUUGAGCAGAAGCUGGACGAGAGCGAGAAGCGUCGCGAAGCCGCGGAAACACUGCACCAAGAAGCCGAAAGCAAGAUUGCGGGCAUGCGCGCCGGCAAGUCCUCGGAGCGAACCUCGCUGGACAAUAACAGCAACAACAACAACCGGCACGAUCCGGCCUCGACUAACAAGGAGGUGGAGGUUGCCGUGGAGCGUGUUGCUCGCGAGCUGCAUGCGCUGUACAAGGGUAAACAUGAGACCAAGGUUGCCGCGCUCAAGAAGUCGUAUGAGGCCCGCUGGGAGAAGAAGAUUCGCGAGCUCGAGGCCCGCAUCGGCCAGCUCACCGAGGAGAACCAGCUUCUCGAAGCCAACGUCCACUCACCGAUCCAUACGAACAGCAAUGCUAGCGACGAGCUCAAGGCACAGACUGUGCGAGACAGCGCGACCAUCAAGGAGCUCCAUGCCGAUGUGCAGCGUCUCGAGGCCGUAGCGGCAUCCACAAGAAAAGACAACGAGGAGCUGCAUCUGAUGCUCGAGAGGGAGCGCGUGGAAAAGGGCGAGCUUGUCCAGCUUGCCGAGGAGCUCAUGUCUAUCCAGAACGCGCCGCCUCCUCAGAUCCCGGCCCGCGCUGACCGCAGUGUCCCGCGUACUGUGGCGGAGCCUGUGAUGCCCGCAAAGACGCCGGCUAAGACGCCGCGUCGGUCGGAUGUACGGGCGAGCAUGGGACGAGCUUCGGGUUUGAGGACGCCGGGGUCGUCGCUGCGCCAGCCGCAGGAUAGAAUGCGGGCGAGUGCGCCGCCGGCCAGGCAGAGUCUAGGAGGAAGCCGUGCUAGUCUUGGGGGUUCUUCUGCGAGGGCUGGGGUGAUGGCGAAUAUUGAGAGGAUGGCGCACCGACGGGAUCAGAUUUGAAUGAAAUGAGAAGGAUGAGAAGAGGUGUCUGAUGAAUGACAGAGAGACAGUCUGAUGACGAAGACGACAGACAUGACGGGAACGAGUACAUGGUAUUAUUAUGAUCAAGAUUGACACGAAGGGUUUAGGGGAACGGACAGGAUGGGAUGGUACGGUUUGCGAUGUUACUUUUUUCUUCUUUUUUAUUCUUCAUUUCAAGCACAGCAGAUAUACCUUUUUUUGUGUAUGCUUGAGAGCACGGCGCACUCGCAG